Setaria italica (foxtail millet) is the source of this 1794-nucleotide messenger RNA. RefSeq lists its product as uncharacterized. Gene Ontology annotation, molecular function: zinc ion binding; transposase activity; DNA binding. The transcript is spliced from 3 exons. The record is from RefSeq and is a predicted model, not a curated record. Gene Ontology annotation, biological process: DNA transposition. Lineage: Eukaryota; Viridiplantae; Streptophyta; Magnoliopsida; Poales; Poaceae. The coding region runs from base 1 to 1794 and encodes 597 amino acids.
AUGGGUGCUGCAGAUGUGAAGGAAGCAUUGGAGGACAAGUACAAGAUUAAGAUCAAUUACCAGAUAGUUUGGUAUGGUAGGCAGAGAGCAGCUGACAAAUUAUUUGGUAAGUGGGAUGAUUCAUUUGAUUGGUUGUAUAGGUUUAAGGCAGAAGUGGAGUUGAGGCAGCCUGGUAGUGUAGUUGAGAUAGAUACUGUCAAAGUUGGAGAGAAGCACCAUUUCAACAGAUUUUUUUGUGCUUUCAGAGGUAGUAUAGAUGGGUUCUUGUAUGGGUGCAGACCUUACAUUAGUAUAGACUCCACAGCUUUGAAUGGGCAGUGGAAUGGACAUAUGCCUGCAGCCUUAGCUUUAGAUGGUCAUAAUUGGAUGUUCCCUUUGGCCUUUGGGUUUUUUGAUUCAGAGACCAAGGAUAAUUGGAUUUGGUUCAUGGAGCAGUUAGGCAAGGCCAUUGGGGUACUUCCAAGAAUGGCUAUUUGUACUGAUGCUUGCAAGGGCCUAGAGUCUACUGUCAAGCAUGUUUUUCCAUGGGCUGAACAGAGGGAAUGUUUUAGGCACUUGAUGGAAAACAUGAAGAAGAAGUUCACAGGAAAUGUAUAUGCUGAAAACAUGUGGCCUGCUGCAAGAGCUUACUCAGCUGGAAAGCACAAUUACUUUAUGAGUAAAGUCUUGGAAGCUAGCCCUGAGGUAGGAAAAUGGUUAGAAGAGCACCAUAAUCUGUUGUGGGCUAGAUCCAAGUUCUCUCCAGACAUCAAAUGUGACUACAUCCUGAACAAUUUGGCUGAGUCUUGGAAUGCAUGGAUCAAAGAAUUCAAGGACCUGCCACUACACUGUCUGGUAGAUGCUAUCAGAGAGAAAGGUGUGGUCAUGUUUGAAAGGAGGAGGAGGAUUGGAAGAGCUUUAAAUGGAGUUAUUCUCCCUGCUGUGAUUCAUCAACUUAAUGCUGCCUCAAAGGGGAUAGGACACUUAAAGGUCACCAAAGGACUGCCACACCAAGCUGAGGUCACUAAGAUAUACAAGGAUGAGGAAGUAAGAAGACAUGUGGUUUAUCUCAAUGACCAGAGCUGUACAUGUAGAGAAUGGCAGGUUACUGGUAAGCCUUGCCCCCAUGCUUUGGCUGUUAUAACCACUGUGAGGCAGCCAGAUUAUGAAAAGUUUGUGGACAUGGCAUAUUCUGUGCAAAGAUUUAGACAAGCAUAUGAUGCUGGGUGGCCUAACAUCACAGAUAGGAGUCAAUGGCCUGAAGUUGCAAAGGACUUCAAACUAUUGCCACCUAUAGGGAAGAAGAGAGGCAUUGGUAGGCAGAGGAAAAACAGAAUUCCCUCUUGCUUGGAGAGGUCAGGUAAGCCUACUAGGCAAUCCAUAUGUGCAGCUUGUGGUGAAAAGGGUCAUAGGAAGGGCAGUAGGCACUGUGGGCUCACUGGGACCAAGAAAAGGAAGAGGACCAAGAAAGCAGCAGUGAAGCCAGGAAGGAAGAAGGCCAACCAUGACAACCAUGAAGAAGCUGCUGAACCAGAGCCAGUUCCACCACAAAGGACACCAAGGACAAGAGCUGCAGCAGCUAGGGAAGAGGCUGAAGCAAUUGCAGCAGCAUCAGCAAGGAAAGCAGCUAGGAAAGCAGCUAGGAAAGAAGCUGAAGCUGUAGCUCAGGCACAACAACAUCUGCAAGCAGCAGCAUCCAGGACUAAGAGGAGACUUGCUUUGGAGGCACCACCAGACCCACCUGCUGAAGAACUUGCUGAUUUUAAACCUGUACCAUUAGAAGUGGUGGCACCAGCAGCACCAAAAGUUGCCUAG